This is a messenger RNA of Fukomys damarensis (Damara mole-rat), 2493 nucleotides long. It is a transcript of the gene Rrs1, whose product is annotated as ribosome biogenesis regulator 1 homolog. The record is from RefSeq and is a predicted model, not a curated record. The coding region runs from base 109 to 1206 and encodes 365 amino acids. Gene Ontology annotation, cellular component: preribosome, large subunit precursor; nucleolus; nucleus. The transcript has a single exon. Lineage: Eukaryota; Metazoa; Chordata; Mammalia; Rodentia; Bathyergidae. Gene Ontology annotation, biological process: endonucleolytic cleavage in ITS1 to separate SSU-rRNA from 5.8S rRNA and LSU-rRNA from tricistronic rRNA transcript (SSU-rRNA, 5.8S rRNA, LSU-rRNA); ribosome biogenesis; ribosomal large subunit biogenesis. Gene Ontology annotation, molecular function: protein binding.
UUGAAUGUCUGCGUCUCUGCACGUGGUUACAUUGCCGGUAUCCUGUCCGCUUCUUUCGGAAAAGUAACUUCAGCGGCUGCACUAAAGCGAGGGAGCUGAGCUGGAGCCAUGGAGGGGCCCAGCGUGGAAGAACUACUGGCAAAGGCGGAGCAGGACGAGGCAGAGAAGCUACAGCGCAUCACGGUGUAUAAGGAGCUAGAGCUGGAGUUUGACCUGGGAAACCUGCUGGCUUCAGACCGGAAUCCCCCAACAGCGCUACGGCAAGCGGGACCCGCUCCAGAGGCCGAGCUGCGGGCCCUGGCGCGUGAUAACACGCAGCUGCUCAUUAACCAGCUGUGGCAGCUGCCUACGGAGCGCGUGGAAGAAACGCUGGUCGCGCGUCUGCCGGAGCCCACCACCCACCUGCCGCGUGAGAAACCAGUGCCCAAACCGCGGCCGCUUACACGCUGGCAGCAGUUCGCGCGCCUCAAAGGCAUCCAUCCCAAGAAGAAGACCAAUCUAGUGUGGGACGAGGUUAGCGGCCAGUGGCGGCGGCGCUGGGGCUACAAGCGCGCCCGGGACGACACCAAGGAAUGGCUGAUCGAAGUGCCCGAUGGCGCCGACCCCCUGGAAGACCAAUUUACCAAGCGGAUUCAGGCCAAGAAGGAACGAGUGGCCAAGAACGAGCUGAACCGACUGCGUAACCUGGCCCGCGCGCACAAGACGCAGCUACCCAGCGCAGCCGGCCUGCACCCCACCGGACACCAAAGUAAGGAGGAGCUGGGCCGCGCCAUGCAGGUGGCCAAGGUCUCCACCGCCUCUGUGGGGCGCUUCCAGGAGCGCCUCCCCAAGGAGAAGGCGCCCCGGGGCUCGGGUAAGAAGAGGAAGUUCCAGCCCCUUUUCGGGGACUUUGCAGCUGAGAAAAAGAACCAGUUGGAGCUACUUCGCAUCAUGAACAACAAGAAACCUAAGCUGGACGUGACGAGGGCCACCAAUAAGCAGAUGAGAGAGGAGGACCAAGAGGAGGCCGCCAAGAAGAGGAAAAUGAGCCAGAAGGGCAGGAGAAAGGGGGGCUGGCAGGGUUCUGGGGGCAAGAGGAAAGGUGGCCCGCCCAGCCAGGGAGGAAAGAGAAAAGGAGGUUUGGGAGGCAAGAUGCAAUCCAGGCCACCUGGUUUGGGUAGCAAGAGGAAAGGAGGGCAGCACCAAGGAGGAAAGAGGAGGAAGUAAUACUUUUCAUCCUCGGCCUUGUUCUUGUAAAGGAAGAACGGUACUGUAUAUAUAAAAUGCUCAGGUCGGGGGGUGCAAAUUGAGGUGACUACCUCCCUCAUUGAGCUUGGUGUUGAAGGGACAAAAUUGUGUUCUGCACAAAUGGACUGUACAAAUUGUUCCCACUGUUGUACAAAUUAACCGAGAACUUAGCUGGGGAUAAGGGUGUAUUUGAGGACAUAAGAAUAAGGGAAAUAAUUUGGUUGAAACCAGGAAUGUAUUCUGUUCUUUUAAGAAUCGUCAUCUUUCCUUUUAAUUUUGGAUAUGGAGUUGUUGGCCAUAUUUCAGAAAGUUAAGAGUAUGUUGAUUUACAUAUUCGUGCAUUUUUAUAACAUUUGUAUGAUUAUCAAAGCAAAGAGCAAGAGGAAAAACUAUUUUCUAAGUGGAUUUACAACUUACAAAGAUAUAAGAAAUGUGUCUAUUUAAUGCUUCUGUUUGACUAUUGGUAGAAUGUACAUGAAGCCAACGACCUGGGUAUCUAGUACAAAUUAUUUUUGUUUCUUAAAAACAAUGUAAUUAAAUUAUAAUGCUUUCACUGAGAUCACUUUUAUUAGAGAAACCUUAGCUUCUUCUGGUAUUAAAUAUAAAAUUAAAAGCCUAGUACAACUGAUGUGUUAUAAAAACAACUGCCAACACUGUACACACUGUCAUAAGUGAUAAAUUUGGGCUACACUAAAAACAAUGGUAACCUUUAUUUUUCUAGACAGUAUUUAAUUAUUUCUCAAUAUUUAUAACCCAUCUGUUUGGGGAAGAGAAAGAGAUCCAGAAAAUCUUUAAUUGGAAUAUCACUAUCUUUUGAUUAAUUUGUUAAAUUGACCUAUGUCUGUGUAAUUAGAUGAAGUGUUUAUUAUAGCUGUCUUGGGUCAUCUUAUGUAUGAAUCUCUUGAUUUUAGGAAUCUCAUCUCUGUACAAUAAAGUAUGUCUAGGAAAUGAUUCAUAGUAGAUCGAGAAUCUCAGGGACUUUUUCACUGCUAUAGAGUGAAAGUCAGCCUGCUCUUUUUGGUCUGACAGUUGUUAGGAAAUUAAAAUUAAGUAGCUUUGUCCCCUUUUUAAAGUGCUGUCCCAUGUGUACAGUAUAAGGUCUUUUGGAAAUUGUGAAAGAAUAGUUCAUAUGUUAUAACAUUAUUAAUAAUGUGAACAUUAAACACUGCUAAGCCGUCGUAUAGUAUAGUAGUGUAAUCAUGGCAAGUUCUGACAAUCCAGCAGCACCUGGAACAACUUUAUAAAAAGCAAAACUUCACAGAACAC